ACACUGCGCUCCUGUACCUGGCGAAGCGAACCAAAUCUGUGCGUUAAAGGACUAAAACGACGUCAAAGUGACAAGAAAUCCCCCUGAAAUACACGCCAUCGCUUGUCUUUAAACUUAGAAUGGACUAACGCUUAUUUUGGUUGAAGAUAAACUAUUACCAGUAAGAGAGGACUUCCACAGACGAGGUAUUUGACGGCCAGCCAAGGACAUGGACUGGAAGACCUUCCAAGCCCUCCUCAGUGGGGUGAACAAAUACUCCACGGCAUUCGGGCGGGUAUGGCUGUCUGUGGUGUUUGUAUUCAGGGUGAUGGUGUACGUGGUGGCAGCCGAGCGAGUGUGGGGCGACGAGCAGAAGGACUUUGACUGCAACACCAAGCAGCCCGGCUGUGCCAACGUCUGCUACGACCACUUCUUCCCCAUCUCCCACAUCCGCCUGUGGGCCCUGCAGCUCAUCUUCGUCACCUGCCCGUCCUUCAUGGUGGUCAUGCAUGUGGCGUACCGUGACGACCGUGAGCGCAAGUACAAGGCAAAGCACGGAGACACCACCAAGCUGUACAACAACACGGGCAAGAAGCACGGCGGCUUGUGGUGGACCUAUCUGGUCAGCCUCUUCGUAAAGACGGGCAUCGAGGUCUCCUUCCUCUACAUCCUCCACCGCAUCUACGACAGUUUCUACCUGCCAAGGUUGGUCAAGUGCAACGUGUCACCCUGUCCCAACCUGGUGGACUGCUACAUCGGCCACCCCACUGAGAAGAAGGUCUUCACCUACUUCAUGGUUGGAGCUUCAGGCCUCUGCAUCGUCCUGAACAUCUGCGAGAUCAUUUAUCUCAUAUCCAAACGCUUUGUGCGUAUCGCAAACAAGAUCAAUAAGCGCAGUCGCAACAUGGCCGCGCAUAACAACGAGUACAACAAGGAAGCCUUUACCAAUGGCAACACGACCAUGUCCAGGCUGGACCUGAAAGAUAAGCCUCCAUCCUUUAGGAGUGCAUUCAAGCCUUCACACAGGCUAUCUGGACUCAAAAUGCAAGAGAAGAUACGGGCCUCUGCUCCUAAUCUGUCCAUUUCCUCGUGAACGGAAGUCAGGCUGCAGCACUCAGCAGUACUUGGGCUAGAACCCAAUGACAAAGCACAGUAAACAGACUCAGAACUAUGAGCCAAAAGCUUCCAUGUGUGUCAGACCCUGGAAGUUGAGUCAUCAGUACUGGAUUCAUCCUGUGGGCCCCUGUGUCCACAUCUCAGACUCUUUUUGAGCGUGUGAACUUUGGUUUCCAAGUCAACAUCCACAAUAUUUAUAAGUCAGCCAGAGCCAAAAUGAUUUGUAAAUGAUAUAAUGAUUCUUCUUUGAAUACAAUAAAGGUCUGUGUGCCUUUUCAACUUCACCCCUUCACCCAUAUUAGAACAUUCCUGUGAGGUUUCUGUGUUUCUUGUGAUUGGAGUUUUAACACGAGAGGGGGAGGAAUUGAGACGCUUGGCGUCACACAAGGAGGGCAGGACACACCUGGCAGAGGUAUUCACCCUCCCUGCCAGUGU
Molecule: messenger RNA, 1530 nt
Organism: Anoplopoma fimbria (sablefish)
Lineage: Eukaryota; Metazoa; Chordata; Actinopteri; Perciformes; Anoplopomatidae
Gene: gjb3
Product: gap junction protein beta 3
Exons: 2
Coding region: 209-1072 (287 amino acids)
Biological process (GO): cell communication
Cellular component (GO): connexin complex
Source: RefSeq, a predicted model, not a curated record